Molecule: messenger RNA, 1026 nt
Organism: Nothoprocta perdicaria
Lineage: Eukaryota; Metazoa; Chordata; Aves; Tinamiformes; Tinamidae
Product: coiled-coil domain-containing protein 102B-like
Exons: 4
Coding region: 76-1026 (316 amino acids)
Source: RefSeq, a predicted model, not a curated record
AUGUGUCUCUAGCACUGAGAAGCAAGAGCAGCCCAGCAAGCCCAGAGGGAGUGAAAUUAGAUUAAGAACUGAAAGAUGAAUCUUGGCUCUGAUCAAAACCUAACUGAAGAGACACAGAUUUUAAGGACCCAGCCAAGACAGCCCUAUAAAUUAUCUGGCAGUAGCCAGCCAGCUAGCAAUCCAUGUAAUUCAAAUCUCCUAUCUCAAAGUUUCCAGCCAUAUUCAUCUCAUUAUCCAUGUGUAUACACAAAUAACAGCAGCAAUUGGGAAAUUUAUGAAGCAAUAAGAAUUCGGGAACUGGAGGAAGUCAAAGCAAGAGCUGCCCAGAUGGAGAAGACCAUGCGCUGGUGGUCAGAUUGUACUGCUAACUGGAGGGAGAAAUGGAGCAAAGUUAGAGCAGAAAGAAAUAAAGCUCGAGAGGAAGCAAGACAAUUAAGAAUCAAGUUAGAAAUUGUUGUGAAAGAGCUGAGUACACUUAAAAAGAUAAACCAAAAUUUAGUGAGUGAGAAGAACUUAAAAAAUAUAAUUUCCUGGAAAAAAGAAACCAAUUUUUCAGGAACACUGUAUGUAAAAGAAGACCUAAAUGAGGUAGUGUCUGUGGAAGAAGAGCCCAUGAAAGAUAUCAGUGAGACGGAUGAGAUUCUGGUGACAGAAGACACAAAGAAGGAGGCAGAGGUAGUCAAAGAAGUUUUAAGAAGCAAUCAAAAUAAAAAAAUAACUCCAAAGCCUAAUGAUUCUUUUUACAAAGAAGUUUCCAGGAUUUACUUGGAGGAACCUAAAGAAUUGCUGGGCAAUAUAGCUAAGACGUCGGAAAAUGAUUUAAUACAUGUUUCUGUCUUCCAUUUGCAUUUGGCAGAGUUGCAGAAAAUCUUACAGAAGGAAAGAGAAAUGAAUGUGUUUCUAGAAAAAGAGGUGGAAAAAAUGGAAAAUGAUUUAUCUGUUUGGAAAUGGAAAUAUGAACAACUAAAACAAUCCAAACUGGAAAGUCUGAAACAGGUAUGUUGGCAAUACCUUGUUAACACAUGA